AUGUCCUUAUUCAGAGCUUCUGCAGCUACCGCGAGCGCUGCUCUGGGCCGCUCAUCCGCUUGCGCCAGCUUCAGCAGCACGCGCAUGGCUGUACGAACCUAUGCUCAGGGUCCUGUUGGCGGUGCGGUGAGUGAUCAGGUCUAGAUGGAUGGGCGGAUGUGCUCUGUUGUCUCUGUUCCCGCAGAGACCAAGAGGCCCAGAGAAGCAAAGGAGGUAGGCGGUUCUAUUGAGGGCCACCGGCGAUUGUGGGAGGCAGGCGCGCCUACGAAUACGAGGGGGAGCGACACUGUGCGUUGCAAGCUGACACGUGUAGAUGCUGAUCAAAUGCUCCACGCCUUCCUCCCUUUAUAGCACCCACCGCCAGAGCAAGGAGGUUCUCGUUCCACCGGCACUACGCGCAUGCUAGGUCUCUCCAUCGCCACGCUAGCCGUAGGCAUUGGCGGUUUCUUUUUGCUUUCCAAAGACACGCGCAAAGCGGCAGUGAGCGCCUCGGGUCAACCCAACACCUUGAGCAAGGUUUCCGGCUCCAAGGAUCGAGCGGCUCAGAUCUUGAAGCAGGAGAGCGAUGCGCCUCAGUCGGAAUUGAAAAAUGUUGAGCAGAAGGGGGCUGGAGCUGUGAAAGAGGUUGGAGAGGAGAUCAAGCAGGCCGGUCAGCAGGUCAAGAGCAAGCUCUCCUGA
This is a messenger RNA of Ceraceosorus bombacis, 678 nucleotides long. Lineage: Eukaryota; Fungi; Basidiomycota; Exobasidiomycetes; Ceraceosorales; Ceraceosoraceae. The record is from the annotation of a GenBank genome assembly.